CUCUCUCUGGGAGCCCGGCAUUCCACUCAACAAUGACACGAUUCACUGCGUGCAGGCAGAAUGCAUUAGCGCUGCGCGUCGUCAAUGGGAUUAAAUGUCAUUGAUGGAAUUCCUCGUUUAAUCGCUUGAGAACUACUCUCGUUUAGCCAAUUCAAUGAAGCCACAAACUUUCCGUCGCACUUAACGCGCUUUUUAUUUUUUGGAACAGGCGGAAAAGUGUCAGAUGUCUUCUAAAAAAAAGUGUUGAACCUUCUUCAUCGUGCCAUGCAACUUGAGGGGCAAAAGUCAACCGUCAGAUCUAAGCAGUUUUGGGCCGUUGGAUAUAUAGAACUGUGUCGCUGAUUUGUCCGUUCAGGUCGCUUACCUACACAACCUGUCUGUCUGCUGAAACAACCUCACCUCUAUUAAGCACGCAGGCACAAGCUGGUCUAAACCGCCAGGUCCAGGAAAACCGUUUAAACUAUGAUAUAAUUAGUCUGGAUGCUUCUACACAUUUGAAGGAGACACGAACUGCAUUGCUUGAAUUUCAGAGUCAUUUUCUUGGGAAAUCGGAAAGCGCUUUCAGAAAACAUUUGUGCCCUCUACGACUCUCCGCGGGUCUGGUGCUGAUCUCCUGCAACAACAAAAAAACACCAGUCCUGGAUGGGUCUCACUCAAGAAGAGGAAACUUAGCGAUUUUAGCACAGACCAGACACCGGACCACGCGCGCUGCAGGACGACCGGGAAUAAUGCAUAGAUGAAACCCCGUUCCAGUAACGCCGUUCUCGCACGGAAAAGGCGUCGCACAGGGAAUUUGUCAAUCUCCGGGCGACAAUGUCGGACAACUUCACCGAUUUCGAAUUCAACAGCACGACGCAGCCGGUGGCAGCUGCCGUGGCUCCAGACUACAACUUUCCAGCUCUUAUAUUCGGGAUAUUGCUAAUCAUUGUGAUUAUCGGUGGAAAUGUGCUUGUGUGUCUUAGUGUUUACAUGGAAAAAGCUUUAAAAACUACAACAAACUAUUUCAUUGUGAGUUUGGCUGUUGCGGACCUACUCUUGGCAGUGCUGGUGCUGCCACUGUUCGUGUUCGCAGAGUUCCAGGGUGGUGUGUGGUCCUUGAACAUGAUGCUGUGUGACGGUCUGAUGUCCAUGGAUGUGAUGCUGUGCACAGCCUCCAUCUUCAACCUCUGUGCCAUCAGCGUCGACAGGUUCAUUGCUGUGUCAAUCCCUCUGAACUACAACAGGAAGCACGUUGACCAGCGUCAGAUCAUCCUGCUGUCAGGCACCUGGCUCAUAGCCCUGGCCGUGGCUUCCCCAGUCAUGUUGGGUAUCAACAACAUCCCACACCGGGACCCCGCCGAGUGUAAACUGGAAGAUGACAACUACGUGGUUUACUCCUCUGUCUGUUCCUUCUUCAUCCCCUGUCCCAUCAUGCUCCUCCUCUACUUCGGCAUGUUCCGGGGCCUGAAGAGGUGGGAGGAGGCGCGCAAGGCCAAGCUGAGGAACAGCAUCCAGACAUGCAGGAAGCUUCAGCAUGCAGCCGCAGCCGCCGCCAUGCCGACCUCAGGGACCAUCCCCGGGCCACUGCCCAUGCCCCUGCCCAGGAUCAUCGAGAGGGACCUGGCUCAGGCCCGGCUGGGGCUGGAGGAUACCGAUGACUAUCUGCAGCCGGACUGCCCCCCGUUCCCCUCGGCGUACAGGGAGAGGAUCAGCUCCGUGCCGUCUAUCUCCUACCAGCAGAAGCCGCCGCAGAAGAGGAAGCGAGCCAAGAUCAACGGCAGGGAGAGGAAGGCCAUGAGGGUUCUUCCUGUUGUGGUGGGUUGCUUCCUGUUCUGCUGGACCCCGUUCUUCGUUGUCCACACCACCCGGGCCCUGUGUGCUACCUGCUACAUCCCGCAGGCCCUGAUAAGCACCGUCACCUGGCUGGGCUACGUCAACAGCGCCCUCAACCCCAUUAUCUACACGGUCUUCAACACAGAGUUCAGGAAGUUCUUCAAGAAGUCCCUCCACUCAUUCAGCUGCUGCUGACGUCAGCCCCGCACCGGAGGGACAAUGGUAGCGCUAACCGUACUCUCACAGAAGGCGUGUACUACUGCACAGGCAUUUCCAAGGGCCAGGGGUGGGGUCAGUUCAGAAGGUACACAAAAAAAUGUCCAAUUAUCUUCAAUGCUUUUCGGUGAGGAGAAUGUGGAAUUGGAAUUUGGUUGACUUUCUUAAUUGUCUGGGGAUGGCCCAGGGCUAAAUCUGUAUGUAUUGCUCUGGGGUGGCCAACCCUCCUCCUGGACAGCUACUUAGUGAACAGGUUUGUGCUACAACCCUACCCUAAACAGAUGACCUUGACCAGCUGACUCAGCAAGGAUGGAGCCAGCACACCCUGUAGAUCUCCAGGAGGAGGUUACAAAUUAAACCUUUAUUUAACUAGGUAAGUCAGUUAAAGAACACAUUCUUAUUUACAAUGGCGGCCUACCGGGGAUCAGUGUGUUAACUGCUUUGCUCAGGGGCAGAACAACAGAUUUUUACCCUUGUCGGCUCGGGGAUUCGAUCCAGCAACCUUUAGUUUACUGACCCAACGCUCUAACCACUAGGCUACCUGCUGGUUACUGACCCAACGCUCUAACCACUAGGCUACCUGCCCCCUCAACCCCAUAGUCAUGCCACUGAGAUAUGGGUAUAUGAGUGUUUAUCUGGUGGGUGGGCGGAGUUGGGUGGGCGGAGUCUGAGACCAUUCCAAUUGUUCUAAAGUAACAUCGCUAUCCAACCUGGAUACCAUGGCGAUGCUGGCUUUGCAUUGUUUAUUACAGGUGUGGUAUGAGGCUUAAUACUAGCAUUAUAACAGUCUUACGAUAGUGUUAUUACAGCCCUGUGAAGACACCUUUAAAUCUGAAGUUAUUUAGCUGACAGCAUUAUGAAGAACAGAAGCUAAUCAAUGAAUGCAUUCAUACAGUAUGUAUGAAACUGAAGCUUUUAGCCUGUAACCUCGUAUACAAAUCCAUUCAAAUGUUGUUUUAUUUGAUUUUUUUGAAAGUUUGUUGUAAUGUUGUUUGUUUUUUUGCCAUUUUAACUGAAGCCAAUACUUUGCCUGUAUCUGCCUGUAACAGCAGUCUGUUUGCCGGCUCAUUGACAGUGCCUACUGUUUUACCAUAUCCACGUUUUAUGUGGAUAGCUUUCCAAUAAAAUAAAAAAUAAAUGACACUUCUUUGUUAGAGCAA
Oncorhynchus kisutch (coho salmon) is the source of this 3188-nucleotide messenger RNA. Its product is annotated as D(4) dopamine receptor. Gene Ontology annotation, biological process: regulation of dopamine secretion; negative regulation of cytosolic calcium ion concentration; adenylate cyclase-inhibiting dopamine receptor signaling pathway. The transcript is spliced from 4 exons. The record is from RefSeq and is a predicted model, not a curated record. Gene Ontology annotation, molecular function: G protein-coupled receptor activity; dopamine neurotransmitter receptor activity, coupled via Gi/Go. Bases 814 to 2007 code for a protein of 397 amino acids. Lineage: Eukaryota; Metazoa; Chordata; Actinopteri; Salmoniformes; Salmonidae. Gene Ontology annotation, cellular component: plasma membrane.